AUGCCUUCCUUGACUCAGUAUAGAAAUAGUGAAAGUAGUUGCCAAUCUCCUACAUCACCUCUGUCACAGACAUCAUAUUCACCAGUGCAAUCUCCAGGUCUCCCACCCAAUUCAACUUCAUUAGAAGGAGGGACUUUUAGUGAGGCAUUUUACAUUCAACAGCAAAAGACCAACCAGAUACAACAUCAAUUGGAGCAGUUUACUAUGCUUCCUGAUAAUCAACCAUCAACACUGAGCUCUGUUAACUCCAACUCAUUAACCAAUUUGACCAGUUACCAGACCUCUCCACAAUCUUUGGAAAUAACAGAAGAAGACUUCCAGAGAUUUGCAGCUGCUACCAGUGGCAACCAAGAAUUUAAUGUUUCAUUCUAUCCUUCUGACUUGAACUCACUCUGCUCUCAGCAGCAACAGCUAUUAAAUACAGUAUCAACACAACAAUCCUCGCCACAACAUCAAACCGGCCAUCAGAAACAAGUUCAACAGCAACAACCAUCAUCACCCAACCAUUUACAACAACAACAGCAACAGCAGCAACAGUUAUCUCCACAAACAAGUAAUAAAAUACCACAUAUCAUAUUUACCGGUGCUGAUGAUUUAUCUAGGCAGGAUUUUGCCAAAGAACUUGGCAAUGCUAUCACAGGUUUCAAUGACUUUGACACUGAUUUCUUUCCUGUGGAAGAAGCAUGGAAAAUGGGUUUGGAUCCGCUUGACCUUGAUGCUGUUCAAAUGCUGACUGAUCCAAAUCUUGUUACAGAUGCUGCUACAGAAGAUUCUUUUAAACUGGAUCGGCAGUGA
Acanthosepion pharaonis is the source of this 795-nucleotide messenger RNA. Lineage: Eukaryota; Metazoa; Mollusca; Cephalopoda; Sepiida; Sepiidae. The record is from the annotation of a GenBank genome assembly.